Molecule: messenger RNA, 1021 nt
Organism: Teleopsis dalmanni
Lineage: Eukaryota; Metazoa; Arthropoda; Insecta; Diptera; Diopsidae
Gene: Csas
Product: N-acylneuraminate cytidylyltransferase
Exons: 5
Coding region: 106-834 (242 amino acids)
Molecular function (GO): N-acylneuraminate cytidylyltransferase activity
Source: RefSeq, a predicted model, not a curated record
UAUCCAAUUGAAUUGCUUCUUUGUAUGACAGUUUAUUUUCAUUUAGUUUAAUCUGUAGAUACGAACGGUAUUGCAUCGGCUAUAGCAAAGCAUACCUUUACUUAAAUGUUUUAUUAUCUUUGUUAUUAUUGUAUUUAUUUAGUGUUUUUAAAAGAAAUUUCAGCAUUUGAAUCAUGUAAUAGCGAAGAAGUUCAUGCGAUAAUUCUUGCAAGAGGAGGUUCUAAGGGAAUAAAAAAAAAGAAUUUACUUAAAUUCGGUGACUAUUCCUUAUUAGCACGGACCAUUCUAACCAUUAAACGAACUAAAUUAUUUGAGAACAUUUGGAUCUCAACUAAUGAUGAUAAUAUUGAAAUCGAAGGUCUAAAAUAUGGUGCCAUUGUCCAUAGAAGAGCAGAAAUAUUUGCACAAGACAAUAGCUCUUCAAUUGAUGCUGUGAAGGAGUUCCUUUCCAAAUACAACACAGUAAACAAAUUCGCACUCUUUCAAUGUACAUCUAUAUUUUUAAAGGAGCAUUACAUUAGGCAAGCUUUCGAAAUAUUUAAGCUUACUGACUGCGUUUUUGCAGUUAAGAGAAGUCAUCAAUUACGUUGGAAAAGUGAAGGCAAUAAGCUGGUACCAAUAAAUUUUGACCCAGCAAAUAGACCACGAAGACAAGAUUGGCCUGGUGAACUUAUUGAAACAGGAAUGUUUUAUUUUUCUAGUAGACGUUUAACCGUAGAGAAUAAAUUUCAAAACGAAAGAUGUGGAGUUGUUGAAGUUAAUCAUAGGGAUUCACUGGAAAUUGAUGAUUAUGAUGAUGUAAUUACAGCAAAAUGUUUGGUGAAGAAAAUUUAACUUAACUUUAAAGUAACUGCAAACAAUAUUACAUAGUGUGGAAAAUUUUAAGCUUAUUUUCAAAAAAACACGCUAUUGAAUUUUUUUUGAUCUGUGUCCUAUGGUGUUAACUGUAAUUGUAUUUUAAUACGUUUAUGAAAAAACAUUUUGCUUUCUUAAAUUAAUUACAAUAAAUAUGACUUAAUGA